AUGCCCCUCCUGAAACCUCAUAUUCCCAAGUCCUCUUCCUUCCCCUGUGCUCCCUCCGACACCCUGCUCGCAGAAAAAGCAAUCACAUACCUCAAACGCCAUCCCCACAAUCUCAAUUCACUAUCUUCCUGUUUUACCCCCGAGGCAGCCUCCUAUUUACUCCAAAAGUCCCAAUUCGACCAGCCCCUAACCCUCAAGUUCCUCAGUUGGGCUCGAAACCAUGGUUUCUUCACCUUCCAAUGCAAGUGCCUCGCCCUCCACAUCCUCACUCGCUUCAAGCUGUACAAGAGCGCCCAAGCCAUCGCCGAGGACGUUGCCCUCAAUUCCAUCGACGACAGGGGCAAUUUGGUCUUUCAGUGCCUCAGUGACUCCUUGCAUAUCUGCAAUUCGAGCUCGGCGGUUUUUGACUUGGUGGUGAAGUCUUACUCUCACUUGAAUUUCAUUGAUAAGGCUCUGAAUAUUGUUCAUUUAGCCAAAGUUCAUGGAUUUAUACCUGGUGUGCUUUCAUAUAAUGCAAUUUUAGAUGCAAUAAUUAGGUCAAAAAGGUCUGUUCAAUUUGCUGAGGAGGUGUUUAGUGAGAUGAUUAGGAAUGGGGUCUCCCCGAAUGUUUAUACUUACAACAUUUUGAUUAGGGGUUUUAGUGGAGCAGGGAAUUUGAAAAUGGGGCUGUACUUUUUUGGUGAAAUGGAAAGAAAUGGAUGUUUGCCGAAUGUGGUUACUUACAAUACGUUGAUUGACGCAUACUGCAAAUUGAAGAAGAUUGAUCAGGCAUUUGAACUGUUGAGAUCGAUGGCGUUGAAGGGUUUGGAGCCAAAUUUGAUUUCAUAUAAUGUGGUAAUCAAUGGGUUGUGUCGAGAAGGGAGGAUGAACGAGACAAGUCAGGUUCUCGAGGAGAUGAAAAGAAAAGGUUUUGUUCCUGAUGAGGUGACUUGUAAUACACUUAUUAGUGGGUAUUGCAAGGAAGAUAAUUUUCACCAAGCACUUGUUCUGCAAGAGGAGAUGCGGAGGAAUGGCUUGUCUCCAAAUGUUGUCACUUAUACAGCAUUGAUUAAUGCUAUGUGUAAGGCUAAGAAUUUGAAUCGAGCAAUGGAGUUUUUCGAUCAGAUGCAUGUUAGGGGACUUCGUCCAAAUCAGAGGACGUAUACUACGUUGAUUGAUGGAUUCUCCCAACAGGGGUUCUUAAAUGAAGCUUAUGAUGUUCUGAAGGAAAUGACUGGGAAUGGAUUCUCACCUUCGGUUGUGACUUACAAUGCACUUAUCAAUGGAUACUGCUUAUUGGGGAGGAUGGAAGAUGCCAUUGGAAUCCUACAAGAUAUGACAGGGAAAGGGUUGUCCCCUGAUGUCAUAAGUUAUAGUACUAUUAUAACUGGGUUUUGUCGGCAUCAGGAAUUGGAGAGCGCAUUUAGAAUGAAGCUGGAGAUGGUGGAGAAGGGUGUAUCACCUGAUGCUGUUACCUAUUCAUCACUCAUUCAAGGUGUCUGCCAGCAAAGAAGACUAAUUGAUGCUUGUGAUCUAUUCAAAGAAAUGUUGAGUAUGGGUAUGCCUCCUGAUGAAUUUACAUACACAACAUUGAUCAAUGCUUACUGUGUGGAAGGUGAUUUAAAUAAGGCUCUUCAGUUGAAUGAUGAAAUGAUACAAAAAGGUUUCCUACCUGAUGUUGUUACCUACAGUGUGCUUAUUAAUGGACUUAACAAACAAGCUCGGACGAGGGAAGCAAAGAGGCUUCUGCUCAAGUUGUUCUACGAGGAAUCUGUCCCUGAUGGUGUCACAUAUAAUACACUAAUAGAGAACUGCACUAAUGGUGAGUUUAAGAGUGUUGUAGCCCUUGUAAAGGGAUUCUGUAUGAAGGGUUUGAUGAACGAGGCAGACCAAGUUUUUGAGACAAUGGUUGAGAGAAGACACAAGCCUAACGAAGCAGUUUAUGAUGUUAUUAUUCAUGGUCAUUGUAAGGGUGGAAAUGUUCAGAAGGCAUAUAAUUUGUACAAGGAAAUGUUGCAUUCUGGAUUUGUUCCGCAUACUGUGACGGUUAUUGCGCUGGUUAAAGCACUUUUCACAGAGGGGAUGAACAAUGAAUUGAGUCAAGUCAUAGGGAACACACUGAGAAGCUGUCAGCUUUCUGAUGCUGAACUUGCAAAACUACUUGUUGACAUCAACCAUAAAGAAGGAAAUAUGGAUGAAGUUUUUAAUGUGCUUAGUGACAUGGCUAAGGACGGCCUCCUUCCAAAUAGUGGGGUAAGAGCUUCUGCAGGGGGAUAA
Molecule: messenger RNA, 2256 nt
Organism: Prunus armeniaca (apricot)
Lineage: Eukaryota; Viridiplantae; Streptophyta; Magnoliopsida; Rosales; Rosaceae
Source: the annotation of a GenBank genome assembly